This is a messenger RNA of Apis dorsata (giant honeybee), 1494 nucleotides long. RefSeq lists its product as uncharacterized. Bases 157 to 1410 code for a protein of 417 amino acids. Lineage: Eukaryota; Metazoa; Arthropoda; Insecta; Hymenoptera; Apidae. The transcript is spliced from 2 exons. The record is from RefSeq and is a predicted model, not a curated record.
AAAGAGGGAGAAAAUAGGGGUCAAAGUCAAACGGUAACGAAGCUUGGCUCAGUUGUCGCGAUUCCACUGUGCCAGCCGGCUGCAUUCAAUCGCUUCUGUAAUUUCUUCUAACACUGCAACGAUUAUUUUUGGAUGAUACUUCAUUAAAGGUAAAUCAUGUCACCAUCGAUCGAAUCAUUUCCAAUUCAAAAAUUGGAUACACUUCUAGCACAAAGUUUAGGUAACAAUAUUCAAAUAAAACAUGUGGAAUGGAAACUCAUGAAUGCUCCAGGUGAAAAUUAUGGAAGCGACAUGCUAGCGAUCAAUGUCAUCUUAACGCGAUCCUCCAACAAUACCGAAGAAACCCUGAAUCUGGUAGCAAAACUUCCACCCACUUCCGCCUUUUUAUUGGAUUUGUUCAAUAGUCCAGUAUCGUUUAAAAAAGAGAUUCAAUUCUAUAAUUCUCUGGCGAAGGAGUUCAUGAAACUACAAAUCGAGAGUGGCAUGAACGAUCCGCAAUUGGUACCCAAAUUCUAUGGAGGAAGAUUGGGCUUGAAGCCAGACAAAUUCGACGGACAAGCUGUCAUUCUUUUGGAGAAUCUAAAGUGCAAUGGUUACAUAACGGAAGAUCGAAUUUUUGGAUUGGAUAAGAAGCAUACAGAAUUCGCAGUCAAACGUUUAGCUAAAAUGCACGCUCUUGUUAUUGCUUUGAAAUUGAAGAAACCUCAAUUGUACACGAAUAUAACAAAGGAACUGUUAGUGGAGAUUGCAAAUGAAACAACAGAAAAAUGCCUAAAUGAUAUGAUUCAGAAAAUUCUGUUAGACUUACAGAAUAUGGAGGAAAUUAAACCAUAUAUGGAUAGUAUCAAGAAGAGUGUAGAAUACUGUAAAGAGCAGACUGUGAAAUCAAAGAAAGUGGAAGAACCUUGGGGUACAAUGAUUCACAACGACUUCUGGGUAAAUAAUAUGAUGUUCAAGCAUGAUGAACAGGGAGAGAUUGUUGAUAUGAAGAUUGUAGAUUUUCAAUUGAACGUUUAUGAUUACGGUGUUAAAGAUCUGAUCUUCUUUCUCAUAUCGAGCGCAAACAAAGAUACUCUGGACAAUGAAUUGGAUUAUAUGUUGGAUUUGUAUUAUUCUUCUUUCAUUAAAGACCUAAAGAUGUUGAAUAUAGAUAUAAAUAAAUUCCCUAAGGAAAAGUUCAACGAAAUUUUAAAUCAUUGUAUCAUUUUAAAACUCAAUCAAUGUCUUAUGAUGACCCAAGUGAUUCAAGCUCCUCGAACAAAUAAAAAUUUAGAUGCAAAAGUUACAAAUUUCAAUAUGGAAAUGAAACCUGAUGAAAUUUUUAAGGAUCAAUCUAAUAAUGUUAUAUAUAAACAAAAAUUAUCUUAUAUUAUAACCCUAUUCCAUAAAAAAGGAUGGUUACUUAAAUAAUAACAAUUUUUAAUAUGUUAGAUAAUUUGUCAUAGAUAGAAUAUUUUUAUAGACACAAAGUACAAAAUAAUAAUUUUUAUAAAC